CAAUGAUUCAUACAUCUGCAGAUUUCUCAUUGGAAAUCAUGUAGGCCAGAAAACAUUGGAACAGCAUCUUUGAGGUGCUUAAACAAAUCGUCAACUCAGAAUUAUAUAUCCAGUGAAAAUUUCCUUCAGGAAGAAGGGGGGGAAAUGUCACACCUAUGCUAACAAGGAGUGUUAAAGGAAGUUCUUUAGGUUGAACAGAAAUGAUACCAAAUGGAAACUAGGAACUUCAGAAAUGAAAAAAGAGCAACAAAAAUAGAACAGAAUGAGUACCUGGGGAACGUCGAGGUGUGUGAGAACUGCCAGGUAUGGCGGUGCAGGCUGUCCCAUGCUCGUGGGCAUCCUGCCAGGAUAGCCUAGUGGCAGCUGGACCCCAGCCCACACCCUGCUUGUGAAGGUGUCUCUGCCUUUCCCCAGGAAACGGAGAAGAUGAUCAAGUUCCAGGAGCCAGUGUCCUUCAAGGACGUGGCCGUGGUCUUCACCGAGGGGGAGCUGGGGCUGCUGGACUCUGCCCAGAGGAAGCUGUACCGAGACGUGAUGCUGGAGAACUUCCGGAACCUGAUCUCAGUGGGGAAUCAGCCCUUCAAACCGGAGCUUAUAUUCCAGCUGGAGAGAGAAGAGCUUUUGAUGAUGGAGACGGAGACCCAGAGAGAAGGGUGUUCAGGAACCAAGAGUCAACAUAAUAUGGAAAGUAUUCAAGAAGUGGGAUUAAGCUGCCUUUCCCCCAAAGAGCUUUCCACCUGGCAGACCUGGCAACAAGGUGCAGGCAGGUUAACUGGGUGUCAAGAUUCGAUGAAAAUUUUUCAAGAGAAUAUUUCUCAGCUGCAAAAACAAGGCGAUUCCCCCUGCCAAGUUUGGCCAGGAAUACCGAUUCAGAUUUCUGAAGAUGAGAACUACGUAUUGACUCAUAUAGGAGAUGGUUCCCAUUACAUAAAAAGUCAAGAAUUUCCCCCUUGGAGAGCCCAGCAUUCCUGGAGGAAAAUGUAUCUUACAGAGUCACGUAAUUAUCAGUGUAGAUGUCAGAAAAUUUCCAUGAAAAAUGAUUUCUGUAUGUCUGAAAGUAUCAGUUGGAUCUCACAUCACAAUGAUAAUCUGGGUGCACACAGAACAGAAAAAAUCUAUAGCUGCCAUGACUGUGGAGAAGGUGUCAUGAAGGUUUCAUUGCUUAAUCAAGACUUAAUUCAGACAGGGCAAAAGCCCUACCCUGGUAAUGAGUACAGAAAAGCCUUCAACAAUGACUCCAGUUCUGAAGUUCUUCAGCAGUUACACUUAGAAGGCAAGCCCUGUACCUAUAGUCCAUGUGGAAAGGACUGUAGUUACAGUUCAGUUCUUCAUACUCAUCAAAGUGUUUGUAGAGGAGAUAACUGUGUUUCUGAGAGUUCACAUCUGCAAUGCCAUCAGAAAGUACAAGCAGAGGAGGUGGCAUUUAAAUAUGAAUAUGGUGAGAAUGUCAAUCAGUGUUCCUCUCAUAACACAUAUGAACUCACUCACACAGGAGAGGUGUCCAACAGAUGCAACAUUUAUGAGAAGGGCUUCAGUCAUAGCUUAGACCUUAGUAGUAGUUUUAGGGUCCAUACUGAGCAGGAGGAACCCUAUGAAUUUGAGGAGAAUGGGAAUGCCUUUAACCAGAAUUCUUGCCUUCGAACCCAUCAGAAAAUCCAAACUGAAGAGAAACUAUACACAGAUGUGGAGUGUGAGAAGGGUUUCACUUGUAACUCAGAUUGUAACAUUCAGCACAGAGUUCACAUGGAAGAGAUUCCGUAUAAUUCUGAGGUGUGUGGUAAUGGCUUCAGUCUGGCCUCACAUUUUCAAGACCUUCAGAUAGUCCACACUAGGGAACAACCAUAUAAACACUAUACAUGUGGUAACAGCUUCAGCCACAAUUCAUACCUUCAAGGCCAUCAGAAAAUUCACAUUGGAGAGAAACCUUACAAGGAGUGUGGGAACGGCUUCAACUGGAAUUCAAAACCUAAAGAUCAUCAGAGAGUCCACACUGGAGAGAAGCCAUACAAAUGCAACGCAUGUGGUAAAGUCUUCAGUCACAGAUCAAUUCUUAAUGUUCAUCAGAGGGUCCACACGGGAGAGAAACCUUUUAAAUGUGAGGAGUGUGAUAAGGGAUUCAGUCGGAGUUCGUACCUUCAAGCCCAUCAGAGAGUCCACACUGGAGAGAAACCAUACAAGUGUGAGGAGUGUGGGAAGGGAUUCAGUCGGAGUUCAUACCUUCAAGGCCAUCAGAGAGUUCACACUGGAGAGAAACCAUACAAGUGUGAGGAGUGUGGGAAGGGGUUCAGUCGGAGUUCACACCUUCAAGGCCAUCAGAGAGUUCACACUGGAGAAAAGCCAUUCAAGUGUGAGGAGUGCGGGAAGGGAUUCAGUUGGAGCUUUAAUCUUCAAAUUCAUCAGAGGGUUCACACAGGAGAGAAACCCUAUAAGUGUGGAGAAUGUGAUAAGGGCUUCAGUAAGGCCUCAACUCUUCUGGCCCAUCAGAGAGUCCACACAGGAGAGAAGCCAUACCAAUGUGAUGAGUGUGGUAAGAGCUUCAGUCAGAGAUCGUACCUUCAAAGCCAUCAGAGUGUCCACACUGGCGAGAGACCAUAUAUAUGUGAGGUAUGUGGGAAGGGCUUCAGUCAGAGAGCAUAUCUUCAAGGUCAUCAGAGAGUCCACACCAGAGUGAAGCCAUACAAAUGUGAGAUGUGUGGGAAGGGCUUUAGUCAGAGCUCACGCCUUGAAGCACAUCAGAGGGUCCACACAGGAGGGAAACCGUACAAAUGUGAGGUGUGCACAAAGGGUUUCAGUGAAAGUUCACGCCUUCAAGCGCAUCAGAGGGUCCACACAGAAGGGAGGCCCUAUAAAUGUGAACAGUGCGGUAAGGGUUUCAGUGGGUUUUCAAGUCUUCAAGCCCAUCACAGAGUCCACACUGGGGAAAAGCCAUACAAAUGUGAGGUGUGUGGUAAGGGCUUCAGUCAGAGAUCAAACCUCCAGGCUCAUCAGAGAGUCCACACGGGAGAGAAACCAUACAGAUGUGAUGCGUGUGGUAAGGGUUUCCGUUGGAGCUCAGGUCUUCUAAUUCAUCAAAGAGUCCAUAGUGGUGAUACAUUCUAUAAAAGUGAAGAGUAUGGUAAGGAUUAUCUUUCUUCAGAGAAUCCAUACAAAAGUGAAAUUCUGUAAAAUGGUAUUCUAUUGCGUUCUGAAGUCCUCAAACGAGAGCUGAAAUUUUCCGUUCACUCCAGUUCUUAAAGUAGAAAAAGAAUUUCUUUCAUGGAAAGGUAAUGUUUCUGCCCAACAUCAACAUUCACAAUAGUCAGGAGACCACACAGCAGAGACAUCUAACGAGAGGGGUUCCAUACGGGAUUUUGUGAGAACGUUAACAUGUUAUUGCACGUUACUUUAAGCAGUUGUUGCACUAGGGCUUAAACAAGAUACGAGUAUAGUCAGGAUUUUAACAGAAGCACAGUGAUGAGCAUGCCUAAAUCCACGUCCACUGGAAUAUAAAGUUAAUGAGAGAAGGGGCUUCAUGCAUUGUGAAGUCUCCAAAGCCACGACACUGCAUAACUCAAUAUUAGGUGCUCAGUACUUUUUGCUAAAUGACUAAAAGUGUGUAAAGGUAUCAUGUUUGGAAUUUUUAUUAAGCUUAUUUUCUCCAAAAAGUCAUUUAAAAAUGUGUUUGGAGGAGGAAUACUGCAAGUAAUGUAAGCACUUCAAGUAAAUAUUAUUUGAAAUGUAUCAGCAGUAUCACAAUCUGAAACUACAUGAAUUUGGUUGUAACCCUUUUGGGAAUGGUUCUCUCCCUUUGUCCCUUGUGUAAGCAGGGAUGAACUGAAUUUCUUACCAUUUGGUCUCUUUCUCUACAGUAUACUAUCCAUUCAAGUUUAGCUGUGAGAUGUACACCUGUGUGCACUUUAAAGGACAGUACAAACUGUUAAAACAAUGUUUCUGGUUAACUUUACAAAAAUGGAACACUGCAUUUCACAUAAUUGAAUUUUUACUCCUGCCCUGUGUGUUAGGACAGAGUUUUACUGUAAUAUUUGGAAAGUGACAGAAAUGGUUACUAAUGACAAAUACUUUCUUAAUAAAUGUCAAAAUUACAAUA
Molecule: messenger RNA, 4087 nt
Organism: Lagenorhynchus albirostris (white-beaked dolphin)
Lineage: Eukaryota; Metazoa; Chordata; Mammalia; Artiodactyla; Delphinidae
Product: zinc finger protein 112-like
Exons: 6
Coding region: 427-3165 (912 amino acids)
Biological process (GO): regulation of DNA-templated transcription
Source: RefSeq, a predicted model, not a curated record